Messenger RNA from Trichoderma virens Gv29-8, 690 nucleotides. RefSeq lists its product as uncharacterized. The record is from RefSeq and is a predicted model, not a curated record. Lineage: Eukaryota; Fungi; Ascomycota; Sordariomycetes; Hypocreales; Hypocreaceae. The transcript has a single exon. Bases 9 to 395 code for a protein of 128 amino acids.
UGAACAUAAUGGUGUCCCUAUCAAAAUGGAGCACGCUUCUUCCCUUGCAAUGGACAAGAAGGGGAAGAAGAAAGAUGUUCGUUAUAAGCGCGAUCAACGCGCAGUUCGCAUCAAAUGGCCUGACCCGCCCCAGUAUGGUUAUGACGGAACCCCUAUCCUGCCGGAUCCCGAAAACCGAGACUUCAUUUUCAUCACGGAUACGGAUGACGAGGAGUUGCCUGCUAAGGCUGAGGCGACCUCUUCCAAUCCUAUCAAAAUUGACGACUCUGACGACGAUAGUGACACCAGAAUCUCAGAACCUGAGGUCGCCAUCAAGUUUAAAUCGACGAGCAACUUUGGAGCUCCCUUUGGGAGGAUGUAGAGCACUAUCCGAGGGAAACACGAGAGCUACAUAGACAAUGCCGCAUGUUGGAUGGUGUUUGGUCCUGUUAGUGGCCACGGCUAUCUUUGUUUUACUGGCAUCAACGCAGGUAGGUUGAUAGACUGGGUGUUUGAUUUCACUAGUGACAGAUUGGGCUUGGACUUUUGGUGGAAAAUUGGGCUUGGACUACUGAUGGAAAUACUUGGGAACAAUUUAAGUUUGGUGGGAUCGUAUAGGAUGUAAUUGGGUAUAUUUCCUUUGUAGGGUGUGUUUAUUUGUGCUUUGUACUUACUGGGUAUUAGUUGUUGAAUUUGAUGCUUAACCUGUUG